GAUCCCGAAGUUAUUACUAAAACAUUUGUUUUUGUUUUUGUUUUUUAUCUUUGAUACAUAACAAUAGCAAAAUAAUAUUUGUAAAUAUUAAAUGCCAUUCUCCAUAGUGGGUUUUUAAGGAAAAGUAAUUAUUGUAUCUACUCUCAUUUUUCAUACCAAUAAGACAUCGGGCUCGAAAUUUCGACAAAGUGAAAGUAGAAAAUGGCUUAUUUGUCAUUUCAACCUUUACGGCAGUUUUCAAGAAUUGUGACACAACAGUGCAGAGUAUUUCACAGUCAUCAGAAAUUAACAGCUGCAAAAUGGAAUAUUGGCAAGAUCAAUCAUGUUGCCAUUGCAACUCCUGACAUUGAAAAGGCAGCUUCCAUGUUUAGAGAUGUCCUUGGAGCCAAAGUCAGUGAAAAGAAUCCCCAACCAGAGCAUGGAGUGUACACUGUGUUUGUGGAGCUCGGGGAAACAAAAAUAGAGCUUUUAAAUCCACUUGGAAGUAAAAGUCCAAUCCAAAAUUUUUUGGACAAAAAUAAAAGUGGUGGCAUGCAUCAUAUCUGCAUAGAGGUAGAUGAUAUUACAGAAGCCAUGAAAGACCUCAAAUCAAAGGGUGUUCGGCUUCUGAGUGAGGAAGCCAAAAUUGGAGCCCACGGUAAACCUGUUGUGUUUCUUCAUCCGAAGGACUGUAAUGGUGUAUUAGUAGAGCUGGAACAAGUGUGAUGUCAAAAUGUCAGAAAACCUGUUGUCCUUUUCUCAGUGCUCUCUCAACAGACAUUUAACUGACUGCUGCCCAGCAAGUGUUAAUUUUAUUAGUGCAUUGGCUUGUAAUGUAAUCCUCAAUUAUAUAUAUGCACUAUAAUCCUUGGCCAAAUAUUGCUUCUGAAUUUAUGAUUCUUAUCAUCCACAGACAGAGCUUGAACAUACUUUCAUAAAGCUCCUGAAACGAUAUUUUAAAUUCACAAAAGACAUAUGCUCAAUUGAGUUUCUGAACGUUAAAAUUUGUAAAUACAGUAUAACAAUGCACAGUGGAAACACUUAUAAUGAAUUCCUGCUUACAACAAAGUGAUUUUCAUUUCCUAUAGUUUUUUAACAUAUAUUAUGAACUUAUUGGAUAUAACAAAUUGUAUGUAUGUUUAUAAUGAAUCAGAUUUGUUAUUCUCCAGUACUUGGCUCUAAGCAAGCUUUUUGUGUGUAUACUGUUACUGGUAUAUUUUAUGUCGUCUUUGAAUGAGAUGUGUUAAAAUAAAAAAAAAUAUGUCUA
Ostrea edulis (European flat oyster) is the source of this 1246-nucleotide messenger RNA. RefSeq names its product methylmalonyl-CoA epimerase, mitochondrial. Bases 202 to 705 code for a protein of 167 amino acids. Gene Ontology annotation, cellular component: mitochondrion. The transcript has 6 exons. Gene Ontology annotation, biological process: L-methylmalonyl-CoA metabolic process. Gene Ontology annotation, molecular function: methylmalonyl-CoA epimerase activity. The record is from RefSeq and is a predicted model, not a curated record. NCBI's taxonomy places the organism in Eukaryota, Metazoa, Mollusca, Bivalvia, Ostreida, Ostreidae.